AUGGCAACAACAGUUCCGGACGCUGCCAUGGGCGCUUCGGAGGCCGCUGGCCUUGCCGCCCAUGAACCCAUCUUCGCACAUCGGUUGACAAUAUUGACCCGUCUUCGAUUCUUCUUCAAGAUAUGGUACAUAAAAUUACGUGUUGGAUUUUUCUUCCGCUUGAUGCGCCUGAUCAGGGCCGCGAAACUGAGAAAGCUUCUCCCGACCUACACAAAGUACUACCCAGAGCGUCCUAGGCUGGAGAAUCGCGUGUUCCUCCCAUCGAAUGCACCGCCUGGGGCCAAAUUUCCGCUGUUGAUGGUCAUCCACGGCGGUGGUUUCGCAUUUGCAGAUCCCCAGAUGGACGAUGCAUUCAAUAGACGCUUCGCCAACGAGUAUAACUUUGUCGUAGUGAGUCUCAACUAUCGCAAAGCCCCGAUAAAUCCAUUCCCGGCCUGCGUGCAUGACACUGCCGAGAUCGCACGCGCUGUCCUGGCCGAUAUGACUCUGCCCGUCGACUACAGCAAAGUCGCGAUCGGAGGAUUCUCUGCGGGCGGAAACCUUGCGCUCGCCAUCGCACAGCUUCCGGGAAUCAAGGAGAAUGUGCACGCGAUCGUGCCACUCUAUCCGGUCGUCGACUUCACGGGGAAAUACAAGGGCCCCUUCCGCACGACCAAGGACGGCAAGCCCGAUAUGUUGAAAAACCUAGCCCCGGUCCUGGACUGGGCGUAUAUCCCUGCGGAUCAGGAUCUGUCAGAUCCGCUGCUCAGCCCUAUCUGCGCAAAUAGAGAACAGCUUCCACAGCGCAUCUUCUUCAUUGGCGCUGAGUGCGAUUUCUUGUGCCAUGAGGCUGAGAUCAUGGCGAAGAAACUCGCGGGUGUCGAGGAGAAAGAGGACACUGGUCCAGGUUGGGAGGAAAAUGGGAUUAAAUGGAAAAUGGUCCCAGAUGUUACGCACGGGUGGACCCAUGUCGAGCAGAGCGGCGAUGCAGAGGUUGAGAGGCAGAAGGGUCUUGAUGCUCUGUAUAAGGAGAUUGCGGCAUGGUUGAAACAGUGA
This is a messenger RNA of Rhinocladiella mackenziei CBS 650.93, 1035 nucleotides long. RefSeq lists its product as uncharacterized. NCBI's taxonomy places the organism in Eukaryota, Fungi, Ascomycota, Eurotiomycetes, Chaetothyriales, Herpotrichiellaceae. The transcript has a single exon. Bases 1 to 1035 code for a protein of 344 amino acids. Gene Ontology annotation, molecular function: hydrolase activity. The record is from RefSeq and is a predicted model, not a curated record.